This is a messenger RNA of Nannospalax galili (Upper Galilee mountains blind mole rat), 1714 nucleotides long. Its product is annotated as zinc finger protein OZF-like. NCBI's taxonomy places the organism in Eukaryota, Metazoa, Chordata, Mammalia, Rodentia, Spalacidae. Gene Ontology annotation, biological process: regulation of transcription by RNA polymerase II. Gene Ontology annotation, molecular function: RNA polymerase II transcription regulatory region sequence-specific DNA binding; DNA-binding transcription factor activity, RNA polymerase II-specific. Gene Ontology annotation, cellular component: nucleus. The annotation marks the transcript as partial. The record is from RefSeq and is a predicted model, not a curated record. The transcript has a single exon.
UGCCUCCCAAGUGCUGCGACUAAAGGCGUGCGCCACCAUGCCUGGCUAUUUUGCUUCUUUUUGAUCAAUUUUGAUGCAGGCUUGUAGUUAUUUUUAUUUAUAUAAGUUCCAGAAACUCUGAAUCACCGAUCUGUGAUUCUCCUAGAUCUUGUUCAUGGUGUCUGUUCCUUCACGUCUCUUCCCAGAAACAUGUGGGCUUGACUCCCCAUCACAGAAACUUUCUGAGAAAGCUUUGGUUCAAAGUGAUUAUUCAGCAAGUGAAGUCACCAGAGAUGGUUCAUGGUGUUCCCUUCUGCAAGAACUGUGGAAGAAUACUGACUCUACAAAGAGAGAUCAGCCAAACCGGACCCCACCCUCGAGUCCAGGUGCUGUCCUCGACAAGAAAACACUGUGCACAGACAGUGGCCGUGCAUGUCAGAAGCCUGGGGAAACCAUUGUUUUGGCACCCCACCUCAUCUCCACACAAGGGGGACUUCUAAGAUGUUACUCGCUUCCAACAAGUUUGAAUCUGAACCUAGAAGCAAAUGCUCAGAAGGAAAGCAGUGUCACAAAGCAGCUUCUUUACAUUGUGGUGUCUGGUCAGCUCGUCACACAGGGUUCUUGUAAGGCCAACUUUAUGAUUACUCAUGGAGGAGAGGAAGCCUGCACAAGGCCUGGGCGUGGAGACGGUCUCAGCCAUAAGUACCUACUGACACAGCACGACGGUUAUUCUCAGGAGAAAGCAGAUCAGGGUACUAAGUGUGGGAAGGUACUCUAUGCCGUGUCCUCUUCGCACAAACCCAGGAUCACUCCAACUGCGGAGAGCCCGUUUGUCUCAUACAAGGAUGGGAAGGCCUUCCUCCACAUGUCAGAGUCACUGCGUUACCCAUUUCCCCUGAAGGAGGGAGAGCUAAUUCAGGCUGGGGAGAACCCUUACAAAUGCAGCGGCUGUGGGAAAAUCUUUCGUACUGAGGCCGCGCUCCAAGAGCAUGAGCAAAUUCACACAGAAGAGAAGCCCUAUGUGUGCAGUCAGUGUGGGAAAGCUUUCGGCAGCAGGUCAGUUUUCUGUGAACAUGAGCUGCUUCACAGGAAGGAGAUGCCUUUUGUCUGUGAUAAAUGUGGGAAGGCCUUCUUGGAGAAGUCAGAGUUGACAUCCCAUCAACAAAGCCACACUGGAGAAAAGCCUUACAAAUGUUGUGAGUGUGAAAAGUCUUUCAAGUUUCCAUCCCAACUGAAGGUGCACUGUCAAAUCCACACAGGCGAGAAGCCUUAUGAAUGCCAGGAGUGUGGGAAAUCAUUCAGUAAAACAGCCAAACUCAAGGUGCACCAUCGAAUUCACACAGGAGAGAAACCUUACGUGUGCUCUGAGUGCGGGAAGGCCUUCAAUCAGAAAUCAAUACUGGACAGGCAUGGGAAACUUCAUCCUGGGGAGAAGCCUCACAGAUGCAGUGACUGUGGGAAGUCAUUUAAUUAUCCGUCCCAGCUGAAGGUGCAUUACCACAGCCACACCGGGGAGAAGCCUUACAAAUGCCGAGAGUGUGGAAAGUCGUUUAAUUUUCCAUGUGAACUGAAGGUGCAUUAUCUAAAUCACACGGGGGAGAAGCCUUACAAAUGCCGAGACUGUUGGAAAUUGUUCAGUAAAAUGUCCCAACUGAAGGCACAUUAUCGAGUUCACACUGGGGAGAGGCCUUUCAAAUGUAGCCACUGUGGAAAAGCCUUUUCUACUAAGGAGCAA